AUGAAAUCAAAAGAGCGGUUUUUGUCCCCAUCUCUCUUAUCGUUUUAUAAUGAUGAAAGUACUGAUAGCAUUGCAGACAUUCCUAAGCUGUUGGAAAAAGCAGAAAUAACGGAGAAAGAUCGAGAAGCAAUUUUGGAAAUGAUCAUGGAUAUUUCGGGAGCCAAAAAAGCAGUGGAAUUUGCAAUGGAUUUAUUCGAUAAAAGAAAGUGGUAUGGCUUAGAAGACAAAUUUUUUGAGGUAAAUUAUAAAGAUGCAUUAUUUUCUCGAAAUAAAAGAAUUCAGGUCACACAAAGGCUUGCUGACGUGUUUAAACUUUUGGAACAGACGCUGAAUAAACAUCAAACUAGUGAAAUCAAUAGCAAAGGAUUCACUUUCAUGGAAGUAGAACAGUACAAAAAGAUGCUAGCCGCUCACGGUACUUAUUACUUCCAUGGAGUAAACAACACUGAAGAAAUAGAAGUAGAACUGAGUCGAUACAAGCAACUAGAUGGACGGAAACGUGAAGAGAGUUUAUGGAACUGUAUUGAGACAAUAGCUAGAAAUAACAGUCAGAUUGCUGGAAAACGUAGAAGACGUGAUUUAGUCUCGAUAGCCAGCCCCUUCUUGCUCUCGCCUUAUAUGUUUUCUCCAGUUUUUGGUCUAACUAUCUUGGGUCCUGUGGUACUCUCUCCUAACAUCUUCAGUCCGCUGGUGUUCAACCCCUCACUGGUCAGUCCGUUCGUGCUGGACCCUGCAAUUGCAAUGCCCUUCGUGAUUAGUCCUUACAUCUUGUCGCCAUAUGUGUUGACUCCUAUGGUUAUGGCCCCAUUUAUUCUCAAUCCGUACAUUUUGUCUCCUAAUGUGCUUACUCCGUACGUGCUAAGUCCCGUCGUUCUUAGUCCAUAUAUCCUUUGUCCAGAUGUAUUAUCACCACAAGUUCUCGGUGGUGCUAUUUUGUCACCAAGCGUCUUCUCACCUGCUGUCGGUACGGAGAGCUUUCUAAUGGCAAAUAUUCUGUCUCCAACUUGGAUGUCAUGA
Molecule: messenger RNA, 1017 nt
Organism: Thelazia callipaeda (thelaziosis nematode)
Lineage: Eukaryota; Metazoa; Nematoda; Chromadorea; Rhabditida; Thelaziidae
Source: the annotation of a GenBank genome assembly